Messenger RNA from Coprinopsis cinerea okayama7#130, 860 nucleotides. RefSeq lists its product as hypothetical. The coding region runs from base 4 to 849 and encodes 281 amino acids. NCBI's taxonomy places the organism in Eukaryota, Fungi, Basidiomycota, Agaricomycetes, Agaricales, Psathyrellaceae. The transcript is spliced from 6 exons. Gene Ontology annotation, biological process: dephosphorylation. Gene Ontology annotation, molecular function: phosphoprotein phosphatase activity. The record is from RefSeq and is a predicted model, not a curated record.
GCCAUGACCAUGCACGACCUUGACCCUUUGGAUCCUGCUUAUGUCGCAGAUGUCCUCUCGAAACCUCCCUUUGUCACAGUCCCAGGGGUCAUCAACUUUAGGGAUCUGGGCUCUUAUCCAUCGACUACACACCCCGGCAAGGUCACCAAGCCUAAACUCUUGUUUCGCUCAGCAGAGCUUUCGGGUAUAACAGACGAGGGUAAAGCCAAAUUAAAGGAGCUCGGGGUCACUCAGGUCUAUGAUCUACGCUCGGAUACAGAGAUCAAGAAAUACAACACCCCUUCCCCCGAAAUCGAUGGCAUACACUUCCACCACAUACCCGUCUUUCAAACUGCAGACUACAGUCCAGAGAUGAUGGCCAAACGGUACCAACUGUAUGCCAGUGGAAAGACCGAGGCAUUUGUAGAAUUGUAUUCCCAGAUUUUGGACCAUGGAGGACACUCCUUCGGUGCUGUCCUCCGCCAUAUACGAGACAGGUCGUCAGAAGGCUGUAUCUUCCAUUGCACUGCAGGCAAAGACCGAACAGGUGUCCUGGCGGCAUUGAUUCUGAAGCUUGCAGGAGUGGAAGACGAUCUAGUAGCCCAAGACUAUGCGCUAACGAGGGUAGGCAGGGAGCCUGCCCGAGAGAUGAUCAUGAAACGCCUAGCGAAAGAGCCGCUCUUUGCUUCAAACAACGAAGCUGCUCUUAACAUGUUUACAUGCCGGCACGAGACCAUGAUGGCGGUCCUCAAACACAUCGAGGAGCGGUACGGCGGUGCAGAGAACUACAUCAAGCGUUACGUCGGUCUUUCAGAUGAAGAACUGGAGACUGUCCGCAACAACUUGCUGGUGCCAGGCACUCAAGAAUAGCGAAUACCACU